Messenger RNA from Rubroshorea leprosula, 1062 nucleotides. Lineage: Eukaryota; Viridiplantae; Streptophyta; Magnoliopsida; Malvales; Dipterocarpaceae. The record is from the annotation of a GenBank genome assembly.
UGGCUAAAUGCACAGGGUAGAAGAAAUUAAUUAUAUAAAAAACAAAAAAUAAAUAAAAUAAAAUAACCAAUGGGAAAAGUUGUAUCAAAAACCUGCAAAGAUAUGCACAGAAUGCUAUUGAAAUAAUUGGAAUAUUAUGAAUUGUGUAAAAUUAGGAAGACUAUUUUAUUUUAUUGAAAUCUCAACUUCUGUUAGCCAAAUUAAUGGCAUGAUUCUUCUAUUGUGCCCUUUCUACUUAUGAAAUCUUGCCUCAUACUGGUGAGGCUUCUCAGUGUGGCUGUCAGCACUUUAUUUAAUUACAUGAUACAAUAGAGAUCCUAUUAACAAUGUAAUGAGCAAGGAACCGAUGUGUCUAAUCAGUUUGAACUACAAUUGAAUACUUUAAUGAGUUAAACAUUUAUGCUGAACCAUUUUAGAGUUGGUAUUAUGGAUUUUUUUUUUUCCAAUAAUGAUUUUAGUAUUAUCACUUGGGUUUGAAAGUUGUUUGGUGUUUGUUAUUGGUUUUCAGGAAGCUGUCAAAGAAGUGAUUGAGAGGGUCCUGCUAUGGGAAAAGGUUAUUGAUCAGUACUGUCGACCUGAUAGGAUUACAGCAAAGAAACAGCAAGAGGAGCUAGAAAAAGUUGCCAAAAACAUUCCUAACAGUGCGCCUGCUUCUGUGAAGCAAUUUGCCAAUCGUUCAGUUCUUUCCCUGCAGAGCAACCCUGGUUGAGGAUUUGACAAGAAAUUCCAAUUCAUGGAUAAGCUUGCACGGGAGGUCCCUCAACAAUACAGUUGAAGUUGGAAGGCUUGUUUCUGAUGAUGAUGUUGUCAUUACUGAGAUCCAUCUUUAUCUGGAAUCGAUAUAUGUUGAUUCAAUCUUCCUUAGAAAAAUAAUCUGAUAUGCAAAAUGUUUUUCAAAAAAUUUUGGAGCUAUGUGCUAUAAUUGACUGUUGGAAAUAAACUCCUUAAGCAGGUCUUUUGCUUUUCUUUGCAACAAUACUUCAUUCGAAAACAAUCAUAUGUAUGGUAUAUUGUAUGGGGAUCAGCGAACAGUAAUCACUAGAAUACAAGCAAGAUGUUAAG